AUGUUUAAAACAGCAAAUUUUCUCAAAAAAAUUAAGGAUCAUGAAUUUAAUAAACAUAAUUACUCUAUGGAUGAUCAUGAAGAAAUUAAAAAAGAUUUGAUCAUAAAAAUAUCAUAGGAUAAGAAGACAAUAAAAUUUCUAAAAUUUUUAGUUAAUCUUACUGUCUUAGAUGAGAGAUUCAUAUAGUGUGGAUCAAUUCUAUUCAUUUACUGGAAUUAUGGUUUGAAAAUAUUAGAAUUAAAGAUACAUUCUUAAUAGGGGCUAACUUGGUAACAUGUGACUGAAGUGGAUCUUAAUUUGAUAAUCAAAUUAUUAAAUUGUAAGUGGAGAAAUCUAAGAAUAAAUGAGUUAAAUAAGUUUAAUGACCAUAGUCGUCGUGUCAAUUCUGUCUGCUUUUCUCCAGAUGGUAGGUCAUUAGCUUCUUCUGGUGACGAUUAAUCCAUUCAUUUGUAGGAUGUGAAGACUGGGAAAAAAAAGUCAAUAAUAAUAAGUAAGGGGUCGGUAAAAUCAGUAUGUUUUUCACCUAAGAAUAAUACAUUAGCUUCCAGCAAAGAAUAAUAUAUGUAUUUAUGGAAUCUUAAAAAGGAAAAUAAAUAUUUAAAUUAAGUGAUCAUACAUAGUAGAUUAAUUCCAUCUGUUUUUCUUUUGAUAACUGAACUUAAUCCUCCAAGUAUCAAACUCACUAAUCUGAGUCUGAGUCUAUGCAAAGAAGAAAUCAAGCAAUCCUUUUUCUUUUAUAGGAAUAAGGAGAAUAAUGCGAAUUCUACCUAGAAAUGUAGGUUAAAUAUAUUCAAGACUGAUAAAGCUAAAUUCACUACACAGACACAUACCUCCUUAUGA
Molecule: messenger RNA, 840 nt
Organism: Paramecium tetraurelia
Lineage: Eukaryota; Ciliophora; Oligohymenophorea; Peniculida; Parameciidae
Exons: 3
Molecular function (GO): protein binding
Source: RefSeq, a predicted model, not a curated record